AUGGAGACUCAGCAUUUCUCCCACACCACCAACAUCAGCAGUGGUAAUAACACCAGCCUCUUCUCUGGAAGCCCGUACUCGACUGUGGAGAUUGUUCUCCUCAUCCUGGUGGCUGGAUCUGUGAGUCUGAUCACCAUCAUUGGGAACAUCCUGGUCAUGCUGUCUAUAAAGGUAAACAGGAACCUGCAGACUGUCAACAACUACUUCCUGUUCAGCCUGGCCUGUGCAGACCUGAUUAUUGGCGUCUGCUCCAUGAACCUCUACACUGUCUAUACAGUCAUUGGCUCCUGGCCCCUGGGAGCAGUGGUGUGUGACCUGUGGCUAGCUGUUGAUUAUGUGGUCAGCAACGCGUCAGUCAUGAACCUGCUCAUCAUUAGUUUUGACCGUUACUUCUGUGUCACCAAACCGCUCAGCUACCCGGCCCGCCGCAGCACCAAGAUGGCGGGUCUGAUGAUUGCUGCGGCCUGGGUCUUGUCCUUCAUCCUCUGGGCUCCAGCCAUUUUGUUUUGGCAGUUCAUUGUGGGCGGGAGAAUCGUGCCGCCAGGUGAGUGCUCCAUCCAGUUCUUCUCAAAUCCUGCGGUGACGUUUGGGACAGCCAUAGCAGCUUUUUACCUCCCAGUGGCCAUCAUGAUCUACCUCUACUGGCGCAUAUCCAAGGCCAGCCGCUGCCGCAUGAGGGGGGACAGCAGGAAGACGUCAGGUACCAGUCGGGGGGAAGGCCCCUCCCACAGCCAGGAGGAGGGCUGUGAGCGCCAGAACAACUGCAUCACAACGAGAGAAGCUCAGGUGGAGGCUAAAGAUGGGAAAGAGAAGGAAAUGCUGCACAAGCAGAAUGGAAGUGGGCUCCGUGAGGAGGAAGUCGCUGACCCGGUGGACUCUACGGCGGGCAACGCGUCAACGUCUAAGGACACGGUGGUGCCAACUUCUUUACAGAAAGCUUCCAAUGGGAAGAAAAAGACGAAUCAAACCCCUUCUCCAGAAGACUCAGCUGUUGACAGACAAAGUCUGGCCACAAAGAGACUGUUUCAGGUGACAAAACAGAGUGCCGUGGCAAAGUGGAAAAGGAAGGGGAUUUCUUACAGGGAGAAAAAGGUGACCCGCACCAUCAUGGCCAUCUUGGUUGCUUUUGUUGUCACAUGGAUGCCAUACAACGUGAUGGUCCUGAUCAACACCUUCUGUUCGAUCUGCAUCCCAAGCUCCCUCUGGACCAUCGGCUACUGGCUGUGCUACAUCAACAGCACCAUCAACCCAGCCUGCUACGCUCUCUGCAACGCCACCUUCAAAAACACCUUCAAGCACCUGCUCCUGUGCCGGUUCAAGAACAUCCGUACGGUGCGAUGAGGCCGAAAACAGUGACCCACGUUAAAAUAAUGGGAUGACUCAGAGAUGACUAGAAUGUUGUUAAGAUAUAGACGAGUUGUGUUCUCACUGUGCAGUCCAUUCAUUUAUCAAUGGAACGUUUUCCAGCUGUCACUGAUUUUUUGUUGUGUUUCAUUUUAAAACUAUGCUCUUUCUGAAUUCUAUAUCAAUUCAAUCUGGUGGAAAUGUGGUUUAUUGUGAAGAAGUACAUUUGAUUGAGUGUGAUUAGGGGAUUUACUAGACAAGAUAUGUUCCUCUUUGAACCAAGUACACAAGCUUGUGCAUUAUGUUUUUUUAUAUGCUCUUUUUACCAAACAGUAAAAUGUGACGGCUUUGUGACCAAAACAGUGAUCAUAAGAUGUAUGACAAGUAUAAAUAUAAGAAGAAGAUAAUAUACUAUCAAAUAAGACACCAAAAAAUAAGCUUGACUGAAAAAUUGGUCUGAGUAAAGCAUUCUCUUCAAAGUGAGUCAAGAGAAUAAAAUAAAAUACUAUUAGCAGCUGUAAACUCUGUGAGUGUGUGUGGGGUGGCGCACAUGUGUGUGUGUGUGUGUGUGUGUGUGUGUGACCGCUUAGAUUUUUUAUAUUAAGAUAAUGACAUCCGUUAUCCGUGUUAUUGUGAAAUGAGCCCACAUGUGAUAUGUGUCCAUAUCUUCCCUCUUUCAUGUAG
Pseudoliparis swirei is the source of this 2028-nucleotide messenger RNA. Its product is annotated as muscarinic acetylcholine receptor M2-like. Gene Ontology annotation, biological process: adenylate cyclase-activating adrenergic receptor signaling pathway. Gene Ontology annotation, cellular component: plasma membrane. Gene Ontology annotation, molecular function: G protein-coupled acetylcholine receptor activity. Lineage: Eukaryota; Metazoa; Chordata; Actinopteri; Perciformes; Liparidae. The transcript has 3 exons. The record is from RefSeq and is a predicted model, not a curated record. The coding region runs from base 1 to 1341 and encodes 446 amino acids.